GUAUCAUCUGUGCCUAAUCUACCCAAACGAUCUGUCAAGUUUAAGUUUUCCUAGGCCAUUCCAUCUAUUGAUGCAGAGAUAAGUAGCUUCUCACAUCAAGUACCACUUUCCGGGACCAACUUUUAACUGCCCCCAGCUCUGCUCGGACCACCACUCUCUUUUCCCCCUUCCUCCCUCUGUUUGAACGAUGGCCGUCUCAGUCAAAGCAGCUUUCGAAGCGAUGGUACAAUCGCUCGGUCAUCAACGUAUCGUCUCAAUGGUUCGUCUCAUUCAUACCCCAAUCAUUUUAAAUUCUUAUGGGACUAUGGCCACAGUCCUCAACGCUACGCUCCUCGUUUACGAUGUGAUCCUCAAUCUCCCUCUCGAAAUUGAACAUGUUUGGACGAGGCAAUGGUCAUUCUUGACCACUUUAUACGUUAUCCAACGUUACCUCCCAUUCUUUGACACCGUAGGGGUGACUCUCCACCACAAUUUCGGAUUGAGUUUGAGCCCUCGCAUUUGCACCCUGGACUGGGAUAUUACCGCAUGGUCUUUCGUUGGCGGCGUCAUGUUGUCUGAAAUCCUUCUCACCAUCCGUGUCUGGGCGGUCUGGGAGAGGAAGAUCCCGGUAGGCAUGGGGCUUCUUGUUUUCUUCCUCGCCUGCUGGGUUCCUUGCUGCAUUCUCUUGGCACGAUUUUUGAGCACCGUGGGAUUUGAGACUCUCCCGCUUCCUAAUUUUCGCGGAUGCUUCAUCUCCCGUGGAAGCCAUGUCUUGUAUUUAUGUUGGGUCUUGUGGAUGGUCUAUGACACUGGUACAUUGAUUAUGAUGCUCAUUCCUGGAAUAUCGGCAUAUCGGAGAGGCGGGAGAUCUGAGCUUUUCACCGCUGUAUACCGAGACGGCGUGAUUUACUACGCGUUCAUUUUUUUGGUAUCUUUGAUCAACGUGGUCGUCGUCCUCACUCUUCCAGCCGACCUGGUCCAUCUUCUAUCCUCAUUUGAGCGCGUAUUACAUUCCCUCUUGACCAGUCGUGCCAUCCUCCAUAUCCGCCAGGUAGGAACGCGACUUUCGUCUCCCCCGACGCUCUCAUACGAGGUGUGCACGGAGAUUUCCCUUUCUUCUGUCUAGGAGUACCAAGCUGUGCCUCAAUUUUCACUUCAUAAUCUUUUCUUUAACAUUUCCCGC
This is a messenger RNA of Marasmius oreades (fairy-ring Marasmius), 1162 nucleotides long. RefSeq lists its product as uncharacterized. NCBI's taxonomy places the organism in Eukaryota, Fungi, Basidiomycota, Agaricomycetes, Agaricales, Marasmiaceae. The record is from RefSeq and is a predicted model, not a curated record. Bases 188 to 1105 code for a protein of 305 amino acids. The transcript is spliced from 14 exons.